CUUCUUCUUCAUGUUGCCUUCUGAGUUCUGAUCUUCCCAAACGAUUUCGAGUUAUUCUGCCGCCCACGCUUCGUCGCCGACCCGUAAUUGAGUAAUUUCGGGUGAAAUAGUGCGACGUCGUUCAAUUUCUUCGCCAAUUUCGAUCAGAAAUAGUACAAUUUAUUCGAGGUCUUUUUCUGGAAGUUAGCUCAACUCAGCAUCAGGUCUUCUUCUUCACAUCUCAGUCCAGUCUUUGUUGGGGUUUUGUAAUGAGAUCUGGAAGUUAGCUCAUUUUUCCAGUAUUGGAAUUAUAAGUUUUGUGAGAUAUUGAAAUAUGAUCUCGGAUUGGUUGAUAAUAAUUCACGAAUGUAUAGUUUUGAAUGAUUUCAUCUCGUGAUCAACAUUAGGUUCUGAAUAAACGUCUGAUUUUUACUGAAUUAGAAUUUGAUGUGUAUAUCGUUAAUAUCCAACAGAUUUCGAUCAAGCUCGUCGCUUUUAGCAGUAGAGCUUGGAUCUGAUUUUUUUUUAUAAUUUCUGGUAAUGGCUACUCAUCCAACUCGUGGCUUUUAGAUUUAUAUGCUUCAUUGUUGACAGUUCUAUUCAGGCUUACUGUUGCUAUUGAGUGAUUGGUUCAUCCGUAAUAGGCGUCUUAAGGUUGAAUGGCGGACUUAGAGAAAUUGCUCCUUGAGGCGGCAGGAAGGACAAGUACUCCUGGGAGGAACAGGCAUUCAUCUCCACCAUCGAGGCGGAGGCGAAAAGGCUCAUAUUCUGACGAUGGAAGUGACUCAAAAAAUGAUGAUUCUGAUGGUGAUCGUGGGUAUUCGAGUAGAAAGCCAUCGGGCUCACAGGUGCCUCUAAAGAAGAGGUUGGACCCUGCAGAUAGAGAUGAUGACCGUAGUAGUGGUGAUGAGAAAGUUGAUUAUGAUCGUGAUCGUGACAGUGACAAUGAUUCCGUUGGGAGUGAUUUAUACAAGGAUGAAGAUGAUAGGGAAAAAUUAUCGAAGCUUACUGAGCUCGAACGUGAAAUGAUACUAGAAGCCCGUGCAACCAAGAGAAGUGACAGAGAUUUGACUGAGAAGCUGAAAAAAAGGAAAGGCCAAGACAGCAGAAAAGGAAGUCCCCCUAAAGCGCCUACACGUAACAUGCGCUCGAAAGCUCAAAGGGCGGGUGCAUUGGAUGAAUUGGUUAAACGAAGAAGAGAAUCAGCUAAAGGAUCUGGCAGCCGAUACUCACCUGUGAAGAGAAGAACUAUCACUUCUGCAACCUUGAGUAGCCCUAGCAGGAGCGAGAGUGGAUCUCGCAGUGAUGAAGAUUUGACAGGUGAUGGUGGAUUGGCUGAUAGUGAUGAUGACAAGAUUCUGUCGGAGUCCAAAGUGCCAACUUUUGAAGACAUCAGGGAAAUCACAAUUCGCAGGUCAAAACUUGCAAAGUGGUUCAUGGAGCCCUUCUUCGAUGAACUGAUUGUUGGCUGUUUCGUGCGAGUUGGAAUUGGAAAGUCAAGGACUGGUCCCAUCUAUAGGCUUUGUGUGGUACGGAAUGUUGAUGCUACAGACCCUGAUCGACAGUAUAAGCUUGACAAUAAGACCACAUACAAGUACCUGAAUGUGGUUUGGGGCAAUGAGAGCUCCGCUGCUAGGUGGCAGAUGGCAAUGAUUUCCGAUGCUGCUCCUUUAAGGGAGGAGUUUGAUCAGUGGGUUAGGGAGGUUGAGCGCAGUGGUGGUCACAUGCCUUCAAAACAGGAUGUUUUGGAUAAGAAGGAUGCCAUCCAGAAAACAAAUUCAUUCGUCUACUCUGCAGCCACUGUAAAGCAGAUGCUGAAGGAGAAAAAAUCAGCCACGUGGAGGCCGCUAAAUGUUGCAGCGGAGAAAGAUCGUCUGAGGAGGGCGUUGGAAGUAGCCAAGGAGAACGAUGAUGAGGUAGAUGUGGAUAGGAUAAAGGCGAGGCUAAAAGAAUUGGAAGCAAGUCGCCGGGUCCAGGUGAAAGACUCCAAGGCAAUUAAGCUGGCAGAAAUGAACAGGAAGAACAGGGUGGAGAAUUUCAAAAAUGCAUCAGAGCUGAAGCCGAUUAAUUCUGGUUUGAAAGCUGGAGAGGCCGGGUAUGAUCCUUUCUCGAGAAGAUGGACUAGAUCGAGGAAUUAUUACGUGGCGAACAGCAAUGGAGGAGGAGCAGCUGGUGUGCCGAAUGAUGAAGCAGUUGCUGCUACACGUAGUGACAAUGGAGCGGGAGGAGGUCUUGCGGAGAUGGGAAUGGAAGCUACAGCUGCGGCCAUCGAAGCAGCAGCAGAUGCUGGCAAGUUGGUGGACACAAGAGCUCCAGUUGAUCAAGGGACUGAAUCAUACAUGCUACAUAAUUUCGAACUGCCCAUAUCGCUAGCUGUGCUUCAGCAAUUCGGGGGCCCUCAGGGAGCCCAAGCCGGAUAUAUGGCUAGAAAACAGAUGAUCGAAGCUACUCUCGGGGUGAGAGUGCCUGAGAGUGAUGGGAGGAGACACGCACUCACCCUGACCGUCAGCGACUAUAAGAGACGAAGGGGUCUGCUCUGAAUCCUCGCUUGUCGGCUGUUUUGCCCGUCUCCGUCUCAGCUUCGUACUCGCCUUUGAACUGGUUACGUUAUCUCAGUUGUUGUGUUCAGACUAGAGUGAAUUAUGGCAAGACUACUUCUAAGAUGAAAGGCAGAUUGUUAUUGCAAGAAUUGUCAAACGUUAUACGUAAGGGGACAUCAUUUGCUCAA
Messenger RNA from Salvia splendens (bonfire salvia), 2707 nucleotides. Its product is annotated as protein RTF1 homolog. The transcript is spliced from 2 exons. Gene Ontology annotation, molecular function: DNA binding; RNA polymerase II C-terminal domain phosphoserine binding. Gene Ontology annotation, cellular component: Cdc73/Paf1 complex. The record is from RefSeq and is a predicted model, not a curated record. NCBI's taxonomy places the organism in Eukaryota, Viridiplantae, Streptophyta, Magnoliopsida, Lamiales, Lamiaceae. Bases 639 to 2519 code for a protein of 626 amino acids.